AAGGAAGGAGAGAGAGAGAGAGGGAGAGGGUCAGCGGCUGCUGAUGGCAGCACCGCCGGACUGGAGUUCACCUCCAAGUAUCCUUUUUUAAAGGCUCGGACACUACCCCGCUGCAGUUUACAGUCACCGCCUCAGACAUUCUUAAACACUAACCCCCACCCCCUUUUCCCUCCAAAAAAAAAGAAACAAAGCAAAAGUAACAACCAGAAACAGCAACAAUUGCAACAUUGACCAUGUCCCGGGAAGUGUCCGGGGCUCCGGGAAAGCCCGGAACCUCCGCUGAUUCCCUCCGGACCGGCACCGGGCCCGGCCGGCCGCUGCUGAUCUUCUCCUCCACCCUCUCUCCACCUCCUCCUCCUCCUUCCCCGGCAAGGAGUGGCCCGGUUGAGGCGGAGAGGUCGGGGACCGGGCCCGGUUCGGAGGCGGCUCAGGGCGUGCUGGUGUUCGCUGCUACCCCACUGGGUCCCGGCUCAGCCGAGUGGGGGCAGCGGCCCCCUCUAGGGCGCCCGCCGGUGAAGAGGAAGUUGGAGCUGGAGAGUGAUCAUCAGUAUCUGCCCAUGGAGAUGGUGAGCCCCAGAGGGAAAGGCAAGUCUUCAGGGAGAGGUCUGAAAUCCCCAGUGGAGAAGACUCGAUAUGACACGUCCCUGAGCCUGAUCACCAAGCGGUUUAUCCAUCUGUUGGCACAGUCUCCAGAUGGCGUACUGGACCUGAACUGGGCAGCACAGGCCCUCGAAGUUCAGAAGCGCAGAAUCUAUGACAUCACCAACGUCCUGGAGGGCAUCAAACUCAUCGCUAAGAAAUCCAAGAAUCACAUCCAGUGGCUGGGUGGGCAUCAGUUCCUGGAUGGUGAGGUCCUGGCCCGGUACCAGGCCCUGGUGAAGGAUAUCGCUGAGCUGGAUGAAAAUGAUCGCAAACUGGAGGAGCUGAUCCAAAGCUGCACCCUGCAGCUCAAACUGCUGACAGAGGACUCGGAAAGCCAGAAGUUUGCCUAUGUCACAUGUCAGGACUUGCGCAGCAUUGAAGACUUGGCUGAUGAGAUGGUGAUGGUAAUUAAAGCCCCAGCUGAUACCAAGCUUCAGGUGACUGAUCCCAGUGAGGCACUUCAGAUCUCGUUGCAAAGCAGCAGGGGGCCAGUGGAUGUCUUCCUGUGUCCUGAGAGCAGCUCGGGCACUUGCAGUCCCGUGAGGAGCCUGACCAGCCCCUUGAAGGUCAGCCCCGUGAAGGUCAGCCCCAUCCGGACAGGUGGCCUGGCUUCCGUAACCCACCAGGAACUGUUAGGAAGCACUUCCCAGGGGACCAUCCUCUCAUCGUCUUCAAGUCAUGACCAAGGGACGCAUGUUGCAAGCAAUGCAUCCUCCCCAUUGGGAGGAGUUGCGGACAUUAACCUUUCCCCUUUGACCUCAGCUGCCAACCUUCUACAGCAGCCGGACGACGCCCUUCCCACAAUCCCGUUUGAUGACAUGUUUAUCAACCUCUCUCCACCAAUGUUUCAGGAUUACCAUUUUGGGUUGGACGAAGGGGAAGGGAUCAGCGAGUUGUUCGACUGUGACUUUGACACGCUACCACCAUUGGAGUUCUGAGGGAGUGUUUGUGGGUAAGUUGGGAGCCGGCCUGUAUUAUUCUGAAAUGGAAGCAGAAAUCACUGGAGAAGCUCAGCAGGGGUUUGUGCAGAGAGAAAGCAGAGUCAGCGUUUCGGAUCAAGUGGCCUUUCUUCAAAAUUUCCAGCACCUGCACUUCUUUUGUUCGCUUGGUUUACUGUGUUAUUCUGUGCCAGAAACAUUUGGG
This is a messenger RNA of Hemiscyllium ocellatum (epaulette shark), 1785 nucleotides long. RefSeq names its product transcription factor E2F1-like. The record is from RefSeq and is a predicted model, not a curated record. Bases 234 to 1580 code for a protein of 448 amino acids. Lineage: Eukaryota; Metazoa; Chordata; Chondrichthyes; Orectolobiformes; Hemiscylliidae. Gene Ontology annotation, molecular function: RNA polymerase II cis-regulatory region sequence-specific DNA binding; protein dimerization activity; DNA-binding transcription factor activity, RNA polymerase II-specific. The transcript has 7 exons. Gene Ontology annotation, cellular component: Rb-E2F complex. Gene Ontology annotation, biological process: G1/S transition of mitotic cell cycle; regulation of transcription by RNA polymerase II.